GCCAACAAACAUAAGCAAUCGGAAGCUAACUCCUACUUGCAGUUCCAUCUCGUCGUUCUCAACCUUAACCAUUCCUAGUCACGCAGUCGAUUGAGAUGUUUUUGGGUCGUGGUAAACGUGCAAUGGACAGUCACUGGCGUCAAGUCUUCCAGACUAACAUUGACUUACCCAACGACGAUCCUGAUGGUGGUGCACCACUGCGCACUCCAGUCACGACUGACCCCGACGACGGCAACCACAAAAUGUCGACGACCACUGCCAAUUAUAGAGCUACUGCUGAGACAGCAUCCGACACCAGUUCUGGUGGUAUUCCGUUGAAAAUCCGCACUGGUGUUGACAAUGGUAAAGACGUACUGACCAGACUCGAGGCCGCUGGUGUUUUGGCAGGCCACGGCAAGAACAUUGACAAGCUCAACGCUCCUGCUAAAGGCAAUGCCUCUCCCACCGGUGCUGUAGCUUCCAGCAGUCGCCGACUCAGUCCGCUUGCAACUUCUUUCACCCCUCAAGUUGCUAACACAAUGGCUGAGGUCUUGACCACCGACAAUGAGAAGGGAAAGCCUGCCAAGAACGAAGUCGACAUCAUGGCUAUGAUUGCCGAUACACAUCCCCAUCUGUUUGACACACCGGGCCAAGCCAAUACCAGUGGUCUGCUUUCCCGUAGCCGUACCAACUAUGAUGGCUUUAAGGGUCCCACUAUCGAACGAGAUAGUGGCCUCCGUCGUUCUGGUCAAGCCAACCAGCCGGCAAUGACCAGCAGUGCCUCGAUGAGUAGUGUACUUAGCGGCCAAGGCCAGACAGGCAAUACUCUUCGCGCUUCGCGCACAGCACCUGAUGUCCAUGACCCUUUUAGUGUUGCUGCUAUUUUGGGCCAGGACAAUGGCCACGAUUCUACCCUUGGCAUGUCCAACAACUAUCUAGAUGCAGACAGCGACGACGAUAUAGCAACCAUUGAAGCCAAACGCAAAGUUCUACUGGCUGCUCUCGAUCAGCUCCCCCCGCCUAGACGCGUACCAGGAAGCAGUAUCAUGUCGGGCGUCAUUACCAACAGCCAAGAUAACCAUGACCAUUCCUACAGACAACGCCUUGGUGAUACAACCACGCCACGCACCAGCCGCAAAAUCCGACGAUUACUUGGAUGUGGUCAUGGGAACAACCUCACUUCGGUUCCUGAGACCCACCAGCUAGGACCUGGAGGCAUUGGUAAUGCCACUCAAACCUUAGCAUUGCAUGGCCAGGACUUGCAACCUUCUAGACAGUUGGCGGUUCCUGGUGGGAGGAUGUUCUACCCUCCAACGGCUGAGCAGGUCGCAGUUCGGUCUCAUCAACUGAAUGAGAUUGCUGGCGUGAUUGGAACUCCUAAGGUCGAUAUUCUUUUAGACCCGAAGAGGUUCCCCUUCGUCGCAAACAGCACCCUCUUUACCCGUGACCCGAACCAUGGCGUUCUCAAAGUCAGGAACUGCCCGUUCAGCGUUCCUCGUUCAGAGCUGAUUGCCCUCUUUGGUCGUGCAGCGCGCCUCCUCAACGACGUCCUGGAGCCUUGUCAUAUCAUUCUCGAAAAGGUCACCGCAAAGACCCAGGAUGCAUACAUAGAGUUUGAGACGGAAGCGGAAGCCGAGAAAGCUUACCAACGCAUACAGGAAAACAUUGCAAAAGGUCGUCCUCCUCGCAUUGGGACCCGCCAAGUUAGCAUUGAGAUCUCGAGUCAGGCAGCUCUCAUGAGAGAUCUGUUUCCUGUCGCACACGGUGUCACUUGGGAAGGUGAAUAUCCGAUCAUCAAGACCAACUCCCCGUUCCCUAUGGAGAAUUUCAAGUGCUUUAUCAGUGAAGAGGAGUGCAGCCAGAUCUGCAGACACUUUGAAACCCCUGGACGCUCUCCCUUCUCUCGCGACUGCCCUGAGCGCUUUAUCGAGUCCAUGAUCUCGACCUUGAAGAAGAUGCCAUGGUACUUGUCGGCACACAUCACAAUCUACCAGCAGCAUUACAUUUUCGAGGCCUGCCAACGACUUCUUGAGCAGUUCUUGGAAGAGCUCGAGCCACAGAGCCAGAAGUCCAGUCCAGAGCAGCGUUUGCGUUUGGGCCAUGAGAGAUUGACUCCCCAGCUUCUUGAUCGUUUCAAGAAAGCAAUCCUGCUCUGCCCUGGAUUCUCCGUGGUCCAGAAGGACAGUAUUGCUCACAUGCUUGGUCUGUCAGAGCAGGAGUCCCGCGCAUUCAGCUUGCCACGCCAAGCACAUUCUUGGAAUCAUUUCUAUGCUCUCGGUCCUAAGCCUGGUGUGGCCCCGGAUGUCAUUGAGUACUACAUUUCCAUCCUUCGCAUGGAGAGCACCCGGGACGUCAACAGGAGACAGCCGGUCCAUACCAAGCAGCACUUGGAAGCAUUGGCAGCGGAGACUGACAUCAGCCUUUUCGGCUACUUCUUCAAGGAUGUUGGUCACCCUACAGGUCAUGCCAUGGAUAAUUCGACUCUGGCGGAUGCAGCCAACCGUGAGUGGUCGGCCGUUAAUCGAGUCAUCUGUCGUGCUAUCCACUUUGGCCCCGACUACAUUGAUGAUGGUUCAAACUCCAACAACACGGCUCUGCAGCUCGGUGGUCCGUCUUGUGCCGGUCUAUUGACCAACUAG
Messenger RNA from Truncatella angustata, 2618 nucleotides. RefSeq lists its product as uncharacterized. Lineage: Eukaryota; Fungi; Ascomycota; Sordariomycetes; Amphisphaeriales; Sporocadaceae. The record is from RefSeq and is a predicted model, not a curated record. Gene Ontology annotation, molecular function: nucleic acid binding. The transcript has 5 exons. The coding region runs from base 96 to 2618 and encodes 840 amino acids.